This is a messenger RNA of Microtus ochrogaster (prairie vole), 4514 nucleotides long. RefSeq names its product AT-rich interaction domain 3A (gene Arid3a). Gene Ontology annotation, biological process: regulation of transcription by RNA polymerase II. NCBI's taxonomy places the organism in Eukaryota, Metazoa, Chordata, Mammalia, Rodentia, Cricetidae. Gene Ontology annotation, molecular function: DNA binding. Gene Ontology annotation, cellular component: nucleus. The record is from RefSeq and is a predicted model, not a curated record.
CCUGAAAAUUUCCGUCCCUCCGUCGCGGCUUUCCAGCUGCCCUCCACCUCCUCCCAUCGUGGGCGUCCGUAAAUUGAGUCGGAGGGGGGAACCCGGGGAGGUCUUGGGGAAGCUCGGAAAGGGGGACCUCGGAGAGACACCCACCACCUUCUCCUGAGUCCCCGGGGCUGCUGAAUCACCGGCGAGGAGUCUACAAGCACUUGAAUGAGCCUGACACCAGCUUCUGCCCCUGAGUGCCCAACGUGACAGCAAGGAGCCCUUUGGUAGCCCCUGGCAUGCCCCACCUCCCCUCAGCCUGAGUUGGCGGCCCCUGCCCCUGCCACCGCCACCCUGCACUGUCCCGGCUCCCCCGAGGUUCCCACGCUGCGGUGCAGCCAAGACCCUUCCCCACAGGGGCCACCCCCACCACCUGCCCCUGGUGCCCGGGGUGGCCCAGCCCGUAGGGCCAUGAAGCUGCAGGCUGUGAUGGAAACCCUCAUUCAGAGGCAACAGCGUGCCCGGCAGGAACUGGAGGCCCGGCAGCCGCCGCCACCCCCACCACCCGAGCCCACUGGUAUCCGGGCUCGGACCACCGUGGCGGAUGAGGACAGGGAGCCUGAGAAUGCCCGAAUGCAUAGGACGCAGAUGGCUGCGCUGGCUGCCAUGCGAGCCGCUGCUGCUGGCUUGGGACAUCCAUCCUCUCCUGGUGGCUCUGAGGAUGGGCCUCCUGGCUCCGAAGAUGAAGAUACAGCCCAGGAAGGGACUCUGGGUUCACCCAUCCUGCGUGGAAGAGGCCGGGAGGGCCCAGGACACACGGAAGGAGAGGGGCAUUUGUUGGACAUGGACUCGGAUGAUGACACGAAGCCCAAGUGGGAAGAACAAGACCUGGAAGAGCUAGGGGAGGAGGAGGAGGAAGAGGAGGAGGAGGAGGACUUUGAGGAAGAGGAGGAGGAGGGCCUGGGCCCGCCAGGGUCUGCCAGCCUUGGCUCUGCAGGCCUGUUUGCCCCCAAGACCCAACCUGCUCGGGCUUUCCGUGGAGAUGGUGGUCCCAGGAUGCUGGGUGGCCCUGAGCGCCUGGGACCUGGCCCAGCCCACCCCACUCACACGGCAUCCCAGAUGCCACUGCCAGACCACGGAGACUGGACGUUUGAGGAGCAGUUCAAACAGCUCUAUGAACUGGACACGGACCCCAAGAGGAAGGAGUUCCUGGACGACCUGUUCAGCUUCAUGCAGAAGCGGGGCACACCAGUGAACCGGAUCCCCAUCAUGGCCAAGCAGGUCCUGGACCUGUUUAUGCUGUACGUGUUGGUGACUGAGAAGGGCGGCCUUGUGGAGGUCAUCAACAAGAAACUGUGGCGGGAGAUCACCAAGGGGCUCAACCUGCCUACCUCUAUUACCAGUGCUGCCUUCACACUGCGGACACAGUACAUGAAGUAUCUUUACCCCUAUGAGUGUGAGCGGCGAGGCCUGAGCAGCCCCAAUGAGCUCCAGGCCGCCAUAGACAGCAACCGCAGGGAGGGCCGGCGCCAGAGCUUCGGGGGCUCGCUUUUCGCCUACUCACCCAGUGGAGCCCACAGCAUGCUGUCCUCACCCAAGCUACCAGUAACUUCUCUGGGCCUUGCCGCCAGCACCAACGGCAGCUCCAUCACCCCAGCACCCAAGAUCAAGAAAGAGGAAGACUCCACUGUUCCCAUCACAGUCCCAGGCCGCCUCCCUGUGUCUCUGGCAGGCCACCCCGUGGUGGCAGCUCAGGCCGCUGCUGUACAAGCAGCAGCAGCCCAGGCAGCUGUGGCAGCCCAGGCAGCCGCCCUGGAGCAGCUCCGGGAGAAGCUGGAAUCCACUGAGCCUCCAGAGAAGAAGAUGGCCCUGGUGGCUGACGAGCAGCAGCGCCUCAUGCAGCGAGCUCUUCAGCAGAACUUCCUGGCCAUGACAGCCCAGCUGCCCAUGAACAUCCGGAUCAAUAGCCAAGCCUCUGAGAGCCGCCAGGACUCAGCUGGGAGCCUCACCAGUGCCAAUGGCAGCAACAGUAUUAGCAUGUCAGUGGAGAUGAACGGUAUCGUGUACACAGGGGUGCUGUUUGCUCAACCACCGCCCCCCACACCACCUUCCGCCCCCAGCAAAGGUGGCAUUAGCGGCAUCGGGACCAACAACGCCGUGGGUAGCCGGACAGGAGCCAGCGGCGGGACCAGCAGCAGCCAGGUGGGGCUGGCCGGGGUAUCUGCGCCCCCCACAUCUUCUACCUCAAAUAACUCCUUGCCUUAAAGGAAAUCAAGUUGUAUUGCUUGCCCACCCGCCAUGGAGACCGCAUAGCCACACAGGGACCUGGAACAUCGUAAGAAUUCCAGCGGGCCGGGCAGAUUCCCAAGGAGCCACACUGACGCCAAAAAGGAGAAAGAAAUUUAUAUAUAUACAUAUAGAGAGAGCUAGAUAGAUAGAGAAGCAGAUUUAAUAAAUCAGGGCUAAGAACACUUGAAUCUCUCAGGUUUUAGAGACUUUGAGAAACGGAUUUCACAAGGGCCACAAGGCACCUCAAAGCUGAAGGAGGCCACCUUUCCAGAGGCUUCCAUGGGGUCCGGCUUGACCAACCCGGUUCAAGCACGUCUAUUUACCUCACAAAUCCCCGCACUGUGCCCUCUCUCUCCUUCUGGGAAGGCCGGGAUGGUUGUUUGUUUCAUUCUCCUUGGAAGCUAUGAUUUUUUUUUUUUUUUAAAAAAACGAGAUCUCAACAUUCAGAUGCAAUUUUUUUAAGGUUUUGGGGUUUCCAAUUUUGUAAAUAUUCUAUUAUAUUCUUGAGGGCGGGGAUUGGAUCUUAGGAAGAGUCCUAUCUGUAUAUCUAUAUAUUUGUGUUCAUUCAGGGAAAAGGACAAUUUUUUUUUUAAGCAAAAGUACCAGCCAUGGCCCCCAGCCUCUGUCACCACAGAGCCCCUGCGGUGUCCUGUGGUAGAGUCAGGCAGUGCUGGCUCUUGGCGAACUCCACAAUUUUCUCUAGUCAUGCUGGGCCUUGCCCACUGGCUCCAUCAUUCAGGGACCUGGAUUGCUUACCCAGGACACAAAAUCUUCUAGAAACGGGUAGGGGGAGCAGCACACGGAAUGCAGUGGCCUCCUGUAUCUCAGGGAUGAAGAUCUGGACUCUGCCUGGGAGGGUUGCUUCUAGGGGAGACGGGAUGCACCAGGCCUAGCUCAGGGCAAGGAUUCUUGCUGAGACACGCACAGUGCCUCUUCCUGUCUGUAUCACUCCCCCCCUUCCCCCCCUGCUGCUGGGACAGCAGUUGAAUGUGACCAGGAAGGUUCCUGGUCUGGUGUGUCCAUAUCACAGUUUAGGUAAACUGAGCCCGGUGGCAUAGUCUAGUCUGUCAUCCUGGCUGCAGGGAGGGUCAGGCGAGAGGAUGAGAGGUCAAGGUUAUCCUUGACUGCGCGGGCAGGUUCAGGCCCACGUGGGCUACUUGAAGCCCUGUCUCAACAAAGCAAAGUAAGAUGAGGCCAGGGGCAGUGGCCACACCUAAUCCAGCCCUCUGUGAGUAGGCCAGCCUGGUCCAUACAGUGGAUUCCAAACCACGAGAACCUGUCUCAGAGAGAAAGAAAAGAAAAUUACACCUCAUCUAUCUGGAACCACCAGGGCAGAAAUGAUGCCAUCUCCCGCUGGAUUGGGGGACCUUUCCUGGACUCUGCUCUGAUCACUGUCCCCAAGGGAGCUGGGACCUGCUUGUCCCUCAGCCCCAGGAGUCCUGGAUCCCCAGUCACCCCACUAAUAUGUUUUGACUGUGGGGAGCAAACCCUCUUCUUUCCUGUCUCAGGGUUGUUGACACCCCCUCCCAUCCUUCUAGGAGGGGAAAUCUCAACUUUUCCUUCUGGAAGCUUCUGCCUGCCCCAUUUUGGGGCCACUGUUAGCCGCACAAUCAUUCCUGGUCACAGGUGUUGAGGGGGUUUUUGUCCCCUUCUGACAACUUUGUGCAAAGUCAGCCUCCGUCUGUGAGUACCUGACUUGGGGUGACGGGGGUCGCCUUGGUGGCCACAUCCAAGGCGUGUUUCUACCUCAGGUCUUUUGAUGCCAAAAAGAAAAAAAUGCAGCCGGGUCACCCACUUUUCUGAUCACCUGCUCGAGUCCACAGUGGGGACCAGUGUCCUAAUGUCCACUUGUGUCUGGGUCUGUGAGUGGCCAGAAAGCACCUAAUCCUAACUCAGGGGACCUUGCCCAUCAGGGCUGUGCGAUUGUAGAGGGGUCCUCUGCUGGACACACUCGGUGACCCUCCAUGGUCAGGUCUGUGCCUCAGUUGCCCCACCCGGCCCUUGGCAUGUGGUACAGUUGGCACUUGUUAGGCAAGCUGGAAUGGGGACAGGGCUGGACAUGGUCACUGUCCGCCUGGCACCUCAGGGCUAAGAGGGUGGAGGCAGGCCAGACCCCCAAACUCAGGGCAAAGAGGGUGUAAGGGCAGGCAUAGGCUGCUUCUAGAACCUUCCCAGGGACAGGCUGUUUCUACAACUUUCCUGGUGGCCCUUCUGCUGGCCACCAGGCUGUCUGUCUGUCCAGCAGCAGU